AUAUUUCCAACUGUGUGUACGUCGAACGUAAGAGCUAGUGGCCUUUGUUCAUUCCCGGGACUGAAACAUGUCUGCCUCGAACGCCACUUAUACCUUGUCAACGACGAUGAACGUUACAGAGAUGACACGCGAACCAGAAGACCCAUACCAGUUCGUAUUACCAUGGUGGCAACAGACGAUAUUUUACUUUGCAUUCGCUGCGAUUCUGCUGAUUUCUGCCGGCGGAAACCUUGUCGUCAUCUGGAUAGUUUUGGCCCACAAACGCAUGCGAACGGUCACCAACUAUUUCCUUGUCAACCUGGCUCUGGCGGAUUUCCUCAUCUCUCAAUUAAAUCUUCCGUUUACGUUUCUAUACUUGUUGUAUCAAGACUGGUGGUUCGGAACAUUCUUUUGCAAACUAUCGUGUUUUAUAUCCCCGUGUACUAUCUCUGCAAGUGUUCUUACCUUCAUGGCCAUUGCCGUUGACAGAUACAUCGCCAUUCUAUAUCAGCUUCGACCACGCAUGCCAAAACGUCACGUGAUAGUGGCCAUAAUCUUCAUCUGGCUCUUCUCCAUAGCAUUGGCAUUUCCAAAUCUAAUUUACUUUGAAACGGCUUCUAAUCUUGCCGGUACGAUCUGCUUCAUCACGUGGCCAAUAGAAACGGAUCUAACGUAUAACUACCUACUUCUUUUACUGAACUACCUGUUACCGUUGCUCACCCUUGUCUCCGCCUACUCGCGCGUUGGCAUGGAGCUAUGGGGAAGCAGGGCUAUAGGGGAGGAGACGUCAAUCCAGAGAGAUAGGGUCAAGUCGAAACGAAAGGUGGUUAAAAUGAUGCUCGUGGUGGUUCUCAUAUUUGGUAUAUGCUGGUUACCAAUGCACGCAUACUAUCUGCUGACCAGCCACUACAGAUCUAUAACCGAAUACAAAUACAUCCAACAGAUCUACAUAAUUAUCUAUCUGAUGGCCAUGAGUAACUCCAUGUAUAACCCGAUAAUCUAUGGAUGGAUGAAUUCUAGAUUCCGGGAGGGUUUCAUUCACGUAUUCUGCUGGUGCCCGUGUCGCCGUUGCAAGAGGUCAAGGUCCCAGCUUCGCUUGCGCCGGACGCUUUUCCCAACCGCGACGAGGGCUAUGUCCGAGAAGUAUAGCUCCGAUCGAACCGGUUCAACGAUGCACACGUUGGCAGAAUACGUGGACACGGAAUCAUACGGCACUCGACGCAGCAAUCAAAUCCAAAGCACCGUUCGCCGAGGAUCACCUAGACGGACAGAUAAUGUGUUGUGAAAAAAGGGUGCGAAAGUGAACAUGUUGAUAUAAAACUAGUAUGAUGAAUAGCUCGAUAACAUUAACAGUUUCGUGUUGGUGAAUAUUCGUUGUAAAGCCUCACACGGAGGAACUGAAUAUUCUAAAUACACAUCCUAAAUAGUUUUACAUUCAUUCAAUCUUGAAGUUUUACAAAAGCGGUAACUAUGUUUCUGAUUCGCCGUUUAAUGAUAACAAUGUUUGUACCUUUAUCAGGGUCGUUUGUAGUUCAUUAAAUUGAUUAGUUGUUUAUACGAUCAGAGCUAAAUAUUUGAAAAAUAAUGCGAAAUGAAACUAGUGUUAAUUGUAUGUGUGAUCAACAACUUGGUUAUAAACGUGUGUAAAAAUGUGAGAUGUACACAUAUACAUCAUGUUUCUGUUGUAAUACUAAAACGUGCUUGCAAAAGGUGAUAUCGCACUGACAACACAACUGACAAUAGUUUGAAGUACAGAUUGUUUUGUUCAAUUGUUAUUUAUUGCAAUUGUACAGUUAGUUAUGUCUUAUAUGUAGUAAACAAUAAAUUUCGUACGUUU
This is a messenger RNA of Dreissena polymorpha, 1816 nucleotides long. RefSeq names its product tachykinin-like peptides receptor 99D. NCBI's taxonomy places the organism in Eukaryota, Metazoa, Mollusca, Bivalvia, Myida, Dreissenidae. Bases 68 to 1264 code for a protein of 398 amino acids. The record is from RefSeq and is a predicted model, not a curated record. Gene Ontology annotation, biological process: G protein-coupled receptor signaling pathway. Gene Ontology annotation, cellular component: plasma membrane. Gene Ontology annotation, molecular function: tachykinin receptor activity. The transcript has 5 exons.